Bolinopsis microptera is the source of this 1436-nucleotide messenger RNA. RefSeq names its product stabilizer of axonemal microtubules 4-like. NCBI's taxonomy places the organism in Eukaryota, Metazoa, Ctenophora, Tentaculata, Lobata, Bolinopsidae. Gene Ontology annotation, molecular function: phosphatase binding. The record is from RefSeq and is a predicted model, not a curated record.
AUAUAAACUGCUGCCUGACUUUAGAGAUGGGUAAGGUAUCCCUUGGGCAAGGGACGAAGCACAUAAAAGCUAGUGGAGGACCGGAAACUCAUCACCUGUCUCACUAUGCUACAACGUACUCAAACGUUCAUGCCAUUCCUGAAUUUAAACCUCGCCCUAAUACUCAUUCGGGAACAGGAUAUCUUGCAAAUUUUAGACCUGCUGUGUACUACAACGAAUCUAUAGAUAAAAUGGACAACCCUGAGAUUUUAUCUUCGAUCCGAGAUAACUACAAUACGUCAACCAAAGAUCACUUUAAAGAAAGUAGGGGAGCAAGCGGAACGGAACCAUUACCACCGUCCAUUUAUAAGGCUGGAAGCGGAUUCAUUACUGGAACUGUUAAUACUCUACCGCUUCAGAGAGAGGUUACUGACGUUCACGCUGACACAAGACGGAACUUCAAGACACAGCACCGAUCCUUGCUGUUUGAUUUACAACGAAAAGACCCAGUUGAACAGGAGAAUAAUGGCGUGGGCCCAAGGUACAUGAAGCCAGAAACAGCAUCAAAAUUCUCUGGAAAUCCUAGUAUGAAAAUGGAUUUGGAAGGUAGAACAGUCGGGAGAAAACAAGCAUCAGGUUUCAUCAAUGCAUACAACAUUGAACCUAUCACCUACCGUCCCGAUGAAAAUUUCAGCAACCCAAACACCAAGGCAAGACCAAUCGGCGAGAGUAUUAUGAGAGGUUCUUUCACCAGACACCCCUGUCCUAACGGGAACAGAGAAAGCAAUUCAGUUUCCAGCAAAGGACAGUGUGUAUCUGGAUUUGUCAAGGGAACCUAUACUCGGCCUGCGUUCUAUGCCAAGGCUAAAGAGGAAUAUUACACGAAGACUGACGACGUUCCAUCGGUACUUCUGAACAAAGUUUCUAAAUCUGAUCCUGCCGAGUAUGCGAACUUGACCAACCCGCAUAAUAAAUCAAGCAUAACACAGAUCCACUUCAAACCGGCAACGAAACUGCCACCGUUUGAGGUUGGUGAAGGUGCCAAGCUUGGGAGGUCUUUAACUGGUAAAAAAGAACCGACUGGAGCUGUGGCCAAUAACGACUUGUGGCUGCCACCCAAAGCUGACUCACCCGAUCACUAUACUACUUAUUACAGAUACAAGCAUCAAGAUUUGAACCCAACUGGAGCCAGGAGAGAAGGUUACAUUAGAGGACCAGUCUUGGCGACUAACAAUGGGUUCACCAAGUCGACAGCACUGCAUCUAUACGGAAGUGAUCCUGAUCCAAAACACAUGAUGAGAUCAAUGAACCCCUACCAAGCCAGGAGUUUGCUGAAUAGAGAUAAUCUAUUACUACCACAACAGACAAGAUAGAGAAAACAUUGUUCAUAAUAAAUAGAGUUAAAUCAAUCUAAUAAUCAUAAAAGAAAACUUUGCAAAAAGAUCAGAUUACAGAUG